This is a messenger RNA of Polychytrium aggregatum, 1441 nucleotides long. RefSeq names its product Gcd10p family-domain-containing protein. The coding region runs from base 55 to 1398 and encodes 447 amino acids. The record is from RefSeq and is a predicted model, not a curated record. Gene Ontology annotation, biological process: tRNA methylation. Gene Ontology annotation, cellular component: tRNA (m1A) methyltransferase complex; nucleus. NCBI's taxonomy places the organism in Eukaryota, Fungi, Chytridiomycota, Chytridiomycetes, Polychytriales. The transcript is spliced from 11 exons.
AGCAGCCAUCGCCCGAUCGACCGAUCGCAGCCGCCCGCCCCGCCGACAGCAGCCAUGUCUGAAAUGCAGCUGGAGCAGACCAACGAUGUGCGUCCCAACCAGGGCCCCAGCGAGGACGACAGCGACGACCAGCAGGACAUCAUGACCGAGAACCAGUUCGUGCUCGUCUGCAUGGCAAGCGGGAACGCCAAGCUCGUCCAACUCAAACGAGACUCUAACGUGCAGCUGGGCAAGUUUGGGCAGUUCCAAGUCAACGAUGUCAUCGGCAAGCUCUUUGAGCUUCCCAUGGAGAUCUACAACAAAAAUCAAGUCCGCCCGGCUACAAGCAAGGAUUUGCUGGAGGCAUUCGACGUCGAAGCCGAUGAAGGCGCCAACAACCGCGAGAUUUAUGACGACACAAACUCGCAGAAGCUGUCCAAGGAGGAGAUUGAGCAGCUGAAGGAGGAAGGCCUGAAGGGCAACGUGUCUGCCCAGGACAUGAUCAAGAAGAUCAUCGACUCCAGCUCAACGUUUGACAAAAAGACCGAGUUCUCAAAGACCAAGUACAUCAAGCGAAAGGAGAGAAAAUUCUCCAAGAUCAUCCAGCUCCGAAAACCCACGAUCCACGGACUGUGCGAGUUCUUCUUCAAGGAGAAGCCCGUUAAGAUUCGCGACAUUCGCGUCGACACGCUAGCGCAGCUGCUGGCAUUCACGAACGUCCGCGCUGGCUCCAAAAUGCUUGUGGUCGAUGAUACCUCGGGGUUGAUCGUCUCGGCGCUGCUGGAGCGCAUUGGAGGGCACGGCCAGCUCUUUGGUCUGCAUGAGUACGACAACCCCAACUAUGACAUUCUCCGAUACAUGAACUUUUCCGAGCGCGUCCGAGGCUGUCUGAAGACCCUGCCCUGGACAAGACUGGAAGCUGGAGAAGAUGAACUAACGGAGGGGCUGCCUCAGGUCGAUACUCCCCGCGAAACAUGGCAGCAGCGCAACACUCGGAUCGAGGCCAAGCACGCCAAGUACCAGGGCUUGCGAGAUACGCUCAAUGCCGGAGAGUUUGAUGGACUGGUUUUGGCCUCCCGCCACGACACUGUGUUGCUGUUAGAGAAGCUUGGGCACCUCGUUGCUGGCUCUAGACCAGUGGCUGUUUACUCCCCGUACAAGGAGACACUGAUGGAAGCCUUUAUGUUCCUGCGCAAUUCGCCCGACUACAUUAAUGCGCAACUGACCGAGAGCUGGCUGAGAGAAUAUCAGGUUCCCAUCCAGAGCGGAGGCACGCACCCGUUCAUGACAACCUCGGGCACUGGCGGCUUCCUGCUCACUGCCACCCGCAUCAUCAACAAUCCCAACACCCAUGCCGUCAACGCCAAGAAUAUUAGCGAAACCCACGAACGACCUGCCAAGAAACCCAGACGGCUGUAGCUGCUGCUUUGGCGGAAAGGGUGUCGGAAACUAGCCGACGCCC